AUGGCUUCCUCAUUCGCCUGCAGGGCCUGCAAACGGGCCCUGCAACACCACGCCUCCAGCUUCAGUCAGGCAACCACUCGCCGAAGCACCGCACCCGUCUCCUCAUCCCCCCUCCUCCGCCGCCGCGACUUCUCCUCCGCCCCGCGCGCCACCGCCGCCGCGCAGCAGCAGCAGCCGCCGCCCACCUUCCCCGCCGAACCCGCCGCCGCAUCGCCCAAACCCGCGCCCGAAACCGACGACGAACCAAUCCGCGCACAGCAGGCGCAGCGCGCGACGCCGGGCGACGCGUACGCCAGCGCGUCGGCGGGCGGGCCGUCGCACGCGGACAUGAGCCGGGCCAUCGCGCAGGGCUUGCGCCGGCGCGCCGGCGGCAGCACCGAGACGUACGUCGCGUACGGCGGGACGGAGAUGCUGUUCCGCGCGUGCGCGCGGCAGGCCGAGUACCGCGUCGACAAGGACGCCGAGGGCGAGGCGCCCAAGACGGCGAAGGGGGAGGAUUUGGGUGUGGGUGUGGGCGGGAGUUGGUGGUAUGAAGGAUUGGGUCUUACGCCGACUUUCAACACUUGGGCGCAGAUAACGUUCCUCCACAUGUAUGCGUUGACGACGCGGAUCAGGCAGUUCCCGAAGGAGCACGCGCCGGCGUGGCAUCAGCACCUGCUCGAUCACUUCUUCUACGAGGCGGAGAACAAGAUGGUCAUACAUCACAACAUGCAGGCGCGAGGCAUCCGCAACAGGUACUUGCAGGACCUGUUCAUCCAGUGGCGCGGCGUCAUGGCGGCGUAUGACGAGGCUCUGGUGAAGGGAGACGCCAUGAUGGCGGCGGCGCUAUGGAGGAAUAUCUGGAAAGCGGACGAGAUCAACCCUUCUGGACUCGCUACUGUGGUGAGCUACCUGCGGAGGGAGAUCCAGAGGCUGGAGAACAUCAGCGACGAGGACUUCACUUCUGGCCAGGUGAGCUUUGGCGGCCCCGAGCUGGAAGAAGCGCUCGUGGCGAAAGAGAGCCCUAAGAUGUCGGAGCCGUUUACGUCUACGGAGGUGGAACACAAGGAGGAGCCGAAGAACUGA
Diplodia corticola is the source of this 1065-nucleotide messenger RNA. RefSeq names its product ubiquinol-cytochrome c. NCBI's taxonomy places the organism in Eukaryota, Fungi, Ascomycota, Dothideomycetes, Botryosphaeriales, Botryosphaeriaceae. Bases 1 to 1065 code for a protein of 354 amino acids. Gene Ontology annotation, biological process: mitochondrial respiratory chain complex III assembly. The transcript is spliced from 3 exons. The record is from RefSeq and is a predicted model, not a curated record. Gene Ontology annotation, cellular component: mitochondrion.